This is a messenger RNA of Aspergillus ibericus CBS 121593, 192 nucleotides long. RefSeq lists its product as uncharacterized. NCBI's taxonomy places the organism in Eukaryota, Fungi, Ascomycota, Eurotiomycetes, Eurotiales, Aspergillaceae. The transcript has a single exon. The annotation marks the transcript as partial. The record is from RefSeq and is a predicted model, not a curated record.
CAGGACCCUAGUAUCAAAUACGCCAGCAUCGAAGGAACGGAGUUCCAUCAAUCCCACAAAGACCAAACUGAUACCAAGGGCAUGCUCUCCACCAUAUUUUCUGAUCAGGAAAGAAAGCGAGUAGAAAAGACAUCUGCGCGAAGACGGAACUCCAAAUCCCGUUACAAGCAGAAGGCUCCGGCCGAGUCAUAG